AUGGGUAGUGGUGCUAGUAUAGAAUAAGAGUAAUAAAAUUUAAAUUUACCAGCUCAGAAUAAUAUAUUUAUUGAUGAAGGAGUGGGAAUUGAAUAAUCACAAUUAUCAAGAAAAUGGACAACUAAAAUGACAAUGUUUAAAAAUUUAGAAACUAAGAAUUUUAUGGAAUCAUAAUUUUAGAAUAAAUCACCUAAAUAAACUAUUAAAUUAGAACAAAAGUCUUCUGUUGUUUAUUCUGAUGACAGUGAUUAAAUUUCAAAAUCUUCUAGUCCAUCUGUUAAAUCAAGUAAAAUGCAUUUUCCACAUUAAAAGAAAAAGAAUUCUUUUCAUACUGAUAGUGAAGAAGAAAGUGAUAUUGAAGAAAAACAAUUAUAUAAUGAUAGAAGAUAAACAAAAUUCUAAAAUUUCUAAAGUGAUGAUUCAUUUGAAGAAAGAGAUGAUAACACUAAAAAAAUAAAAUAACUAAUUUAUUAAGCUGAAGAAAAUAUUACAUCAAGAAAAAGCAGUAUAAAUUCAAGAUCUGAUUAAUAAUUUUUAGCUAAUUUUGAAAUAAAAGAUAUUGCUGAAACUAUUAAUUUAAGAUAAUUAUCUUUACCUCAUUAAUAUCCACUUUGUUAAUUAUAUAUCAGAACUCAAAUUAGUGAAUAGAAAUUAUUACCAGGAAAAGAUAAAUUAGUCAAAUUAUCCUGUAGAUAAAAUCUAUAAGAUUCAGAAUCAGAGGAUUCUAUUAAAAAUUAAAAUGAUUCAAAAUCAGAAAUAUAGACUGAUUAUUCUCCUGAAUAAUUAUUAAAUUAAAUUGGAAUAGCUGUUAUUAGUAAAAAAGGUAAUAAAAAUGAUACAGCACCUUUAGCUUAAGAUUAUUUAAUUUACAAUGAUAAUUAUCAAAAAAUCUUGAUAUUAAGUAAUGGACAUGGAGAAUUUGGUGAAAAAAUCAGUAAUUUAACUUAUAGAAUGGUNGAAUUUUAAUCAGUAUAGUUUAGUUUAUAAGUUAUUUUAUAAUAAAUUUGUUAAUAAAGCAUUAUAAACAUUAAAUAGAUUGAUCUAUGGGUAGUGGUGCUAGUAUAGAAUAAGAGUAAUAAAAUUUAAAUUUACCAGCUCAGAAUAAUAUAUUUAUUGAUGAAGGAGUGGGAAUUGAAUAAUCACAAUUAUCAAGAAAAUGGACAACUAAAAUGACAAUGUUUAAAAAUUUAGAAACUAAGAAUUUUAUGGAAUCAUAAUUUUAGAAUAAAUCACCUAAAUAAACUAUUAAAUUAGAACAAAAGUCUUCUGUUGUUUAUUCUGAUGACAGUGAUUAAAUUUCAAAAUCUUCUAGUCCAUCUGUUAAAUCAAGUAAAAUGCAUUUUCCACAUUAAAAGAAAAAGAAUUCUUUUCAUACUGAUAGUGAAGAAGAAAGUGAUAUUGAAGAAAAACAAUUAUAUAAUGAUAGAAGAUAAACAAAAUUCUAAAAUUUCUAAAGUGAUGAUUCAUUUGAAGAAAGAGAUGAUAACACUAAAAAAAUAAAAUAACUAAUUUAUUAAGCUGAAGAAAAUAUUACAUCAAGAAAAAGCAGUAUAAAUUCAAGAUCUGAUUAAUAAUUUUUAGCUAAUUUUGAAAUAAAAGAUAUUGCUGAAACUAUUAAUUUAAGAUAAUUAUCUUUACCUCAUUAAUAUCCACUUUGUUAAUUAUAUAUCAGAACUCAAAUUAGUGAAUAGAAAUUAUUACCAGGAAAAGAUAAAUUAGUCAAAUUAUCCUGUAGAUAAAAUCUAUAAGAUUCAGAAUCAGAGGAUUCUAUUAAAAAUUAAAAUGAUUCAAAAUCAGAAAUAUAGACUGAUUAUUCUCCUGAAUAAUUAUUAAAUUAAAUUGGAAUAGCUGUUAUUAGUAAAAAAGGUAAUAAAAAUGAUACAGCACCUUUAGCUUAAGAUUAUUUAAUUUACAAUGAUAAUUAUCAAAAAAUCUUGAUAUUAAGUAAUGGACAUGGAGAAUUUGGUGAAAAAAUCAGUAAUUUAACUUAUAGAAUGGUAUUUCAUUACUUAAUCAGAACAUCAACCUUUUAUACUAAUCCUAUGAGAGGAUUAGAGACUAUAUUUAAAAAGUUAUAAAACAAAUUAAAAAUGCAUAUCGAAAAAAAGAAAUUGGAUGAUACUCACAAUAUAUUGCUUAGUGGUUGUGUUAUAACAGGUAAAUUAUUAAUCAUUAUAUUUAGUUAUUAUUUAAAGAGAUUCCAAAUUAUAUUGUGCUUAAAUUGGAGAUAAUAGAACAUAUAUCUAUAAAGAAUAAGUCAAUUAGAACAGAGAAAGUAAUAUUAUAGCCUAAACAUUACCAAUACAUACACCAAAUGAAAGUUCUGAAAAAGCAAGGAUUUUUAAUAGUGGAGGAGAAGUUAGAAAGAUUCCUCAGGGGGAAGAAUAUGUUUUUGUUAGAGGCAGAUUGUAUCCAUAAUUGCAUGUGACUAGAAGUUUAGGUGAUGUGAUAGCCCAUGUCAUUGGAGUAUCAUCUCAACCAUUUUUUAGAGAAUAUGAUAUAACCAUUAAAGACACCUUCUUAAUAUUAUCAACUGCAUCAGUAUAUGCCUAUCAAGAUGAAAAUGAUGUAAUGAAUCAUUUAAGUGGAUUUUCUCUUCACGAUAUUAAAUCAGCUUGUGAAUCAUUAUAUAAGUAAUGCAAGAACAGUUGGAUAUUGAAUGAAGGGAUGUUUGAAGAUAUGACUAUUAUAUUAUUAUGGCUUGUUUAAUAAAAAGAGCCAAAAUGA
This is a messenger RNA of Paramecium pentaurelia, 2727 nucleotides long. The record is from the annotation of a GenBank genome assembly. Lineage: Eukaryota; Ciliophora; Oligohymenophorea; Peniculida; Parameciidae.